This is a messenger RNA of Blepharisma stoltei, 485 nucleotides long. NCBI's taxonomy places the organism in Eukaryota, Ciliophora, Heterotrichea, Heterotrichida, Blepharismidae. The record is from the annotation of a GenBank genome assembly.
AUGUCUAGUUUAAAUGAAGAGCGUCCAUUCAUAUGCGACAUGUGCCCCUUGCGAUUCAAAAGAAAACAAUAUUUGCAAAGGCAUAUGGCAGUCCAUUCAGGCGAUAGGAAUUUUGUGUGCGAAGCAUGCCAUAAAACUUAUAAAUACAAAAAGGGGCUCAAUAGACACAUAUCAAAAACACAUGUCGAUUAUUGGAAGGAAUUGAAAAAGACGCACCCGAAAAGAAAGCCUUCUAAGCCCCCUAUGGAAAAGCCACAAAUAAAAGAAGAGACGCCAGCUAUGAAUCCGACUCAAGAACAACUCAGGGUGAUGUGGUUCUUUGGGAAGGAGUUUUCUGAUAUAAAAUACGUUAUUUUGAGAUUUUUUAAUAUAAAUAGGUAGGAAUUUAUAUUAAGGGAAUUGAUUUAGGAAUAGAAGCGUUCUUUGCAAUGAUGAGCAUGCAAUAUUUUUUGUGUUAUGCGGGAAGGACUAACAAUAAUUUAUAA